Oldenlandia corymbosa var. corymbosa is the source of this 3690-nucleotide messenger RNA. The record is from the annotation of a GenBank genome assembly. NCBI's taxonomy places the organism in Eukaryota, Viridiplantae, Streptophyta, Magnoliopsida, Gentianales, Rubiaceae.
CAACAAACAUAAAAAUUGCGAUACAACAACAAUGAAAUUGGUUGCGCCAUUUCUUCCAAAAUUCCACGUUUCUACCCACUUUCCACCAUAAACCACAUCCCCAGUCCCACCGAUGCUUUUAUCUUUUUUUAAAUUGAAAAAUAUAUAAAAUAAAAUUAAUUACAGUUUAUUUUCCGAAACCAUUUUUCUUAUUAUUAUCUUCCAACCUAUAUAUGUGAUCGAACGCCAUUUCCAAAAUUCCCUCACCUUUCUUCUCCAUUAAAAAUUUCAUCCGAAGUCUCUGUCUUCGUUAAUUUCAAACAAGGAAUGAUUUACAAUUGACAGCGCGUACUAAUUAUUAUACGAGAAGGGAUAAAUCAAGAAUCAAUUGUUACUUCUAAGGACAAUCGCGUGACCGAUUUCACUUCCCUGAUGAAUUCCCCCCAUGAAUUGUAAUUUCGUACCCUCAGUUUGCUGCCUUUUUGCUUUUUUAUUUUUGCUUGUACUGGGGAUCUUGUAAUUGUUUAUGGGUUGCUCAGAUUCGCGUUGAUCUUUGUGUAUUGAUGAUGAUGAUGCGUUUGAUGAUGUAUUUUUGUGUAUUUGUGGGUUUAUGAGGAAAUAAAGCCGGGAUCGUUUUGAUCUGACUGGGUGAUUUAGGGUUUGUCUUGAUUAGAUGAAUCCCUGGUGCAGAAGGGGCGAUCUUGUUAUUAUUCCUUUCUGGAAGAAAUCCCAUUUGGGUUGGUGUUAAGUAGAAUAAUUUCUGGUAAGCUUCUGAAUUAUAGUGUUAGUUUCCCCGGUAAAGGGCAUUUUUUGACCUUUUGGUUGGUGGGAGUUGUAGCCAAGAUUGUUAAAAUCGUGAAUGAUGAUGUGGGAGAUGCUCCUGAGUUGAUCAGUAGGAGAUAUGUCAUAUGUGAUAUAUUUGAGCCCUCUAUCUUUUGCUGUUUACAUUUGAAGAAGGGAUUUGAAGUUGUUGUUGAUACUAAUGAUAUUCUAAUCUCCUUUUUGUUGCGUUUAAGAAAAGAAUUGGAUUUUCCUCUUAUUUCCCUUUGGAUGUUGUAUUUGAUGUUCUACGCACAAUCUUCUGAUUGGGCUUUUGCUUGCAUUUUACUUAUCAGAGUGCUAAUUUGCUUGAUUUGUGCGUCAUUCCUCUUUUCCCGCCUGCCAUGUUCUGCAUUUUGUUGAUUGUUCAUGUUAGUAUACUUGGAGGUUAUGCACAUGACUUUUCUAUUGAACCAUAUAAAUGCAGGUUUUAGGACUGCUUGGUGAGACUGGCUUUCAAGAUAUAAACACUAGUUCUUUGUCUGAGGCUGUAUUACUUCAAGAAUUCUAAGACUGAUUACUGAAUAAUAUUUCCUUAAUGCUCGUGAAGGAUUGCCAUCAAUUAUUCUGUAAAGUCGCAUAAAGAAUCUGUAGCUUUAGAUUUGAUAACUCUGAUCAGUUUCAUAAGAAUCAGAGGCCAACCAGCAAGUAAACUUGGUGCUUUACUUGGUGAGUAUAUACUCAAUAAAUGACAAUUUGUCUUAUAUUCACUUGUUGCUCUACUUAAUAUGAAGCGAACUGAAAGCAUGUAUAAUAAUGUUUGUUAUCAUGGAAUGAAUGACAAAGAUAAGAAAGUUUAUUAGGUGGCUUGGUGGACUUGUCUAUAUUGGUUUUGUGAUUUUAGAGUAUGGCGCGUUUUGAUGCUCAUUUUUCAGACAUGAAUCUGAUAUAGUAAUUUAAUUACGAAGCAGUGCUUUUGGCUGAUCUUUGCCUCUCCUUUAUAUUCUUCUUAAAUGCACCGAGAAAGACAAUACCUCUGCCAUAUGUGAGCUUGCUGUUAGAUGAGACUUUGAGUCUGGAUUGAUUGACAAGUUUUAGAUGAAACUAUAUUUUCUAUUUGCACGGCAUUGGUGGCUUUGAUUGUUUCCUUACUUUUAGGUAGUCUGUGAUGUUUUCUUUAAAAUUGUUUCUCUGAGACAUCUGCUGGGUUGUUAAGUUUUUCCCUUAGACACAUAAGUUUGCUUGAACUUCGUCUGGUUUGCAAAGAAAACAUUAUGCUAACCAAUUUGAUUUUAGCAACACUGUCCAGUUUACGUAGAUGGCUAGUAGAAAAAGAAGCUUUCCAAACGAUGCAGAUAUGCAUGGUCUCUAUAAAGAAUUGGAUGAAGCUUCAUGUGCAAUAUGCAUGGAUCACCCCCACAAUGCCGUUCUUCUGUUGUGCAGUUCCCAUGACAAGGGCUGCAGAUCAUUUAUCUGCGAUACGAGUUAUAGGCACUCAAAUUGCCUUGAUCGUUUUAGGAAACUGAAAGAUGAAAAUAUAUCACCUAGCUUGACUCUGGUAGAUCAGAAUGAUAUGGUUAAUGCAUCCAGUUUGAACGUGAUGAGUUCAGGUGACCAGAACGAAGCUGGAGAUUCUGACUCCUCUGUGGAAGGGGUUAGACUUGGAGUGAACAGCACAGAUAUUUCACUAGAGUCCCUGUCAAAUUUGAGGUGCCCUUUAUGUCGUGGAAGUGUAUUUGGCUGGAAGGUUGUGGAUGAGGCUAGAAGAUACCUUGACCUGAAGUCUCGUUGUUGUUCUCGUGAAUCAUGUUCAUUUGUUGGCAAUUAUAGGGAACUGCGAAGGCAUGCUAGGAGAGUCCACCCAACUGCGCGGCCAGCUGAUGUUGAUCCAAUGAGACAGAGAGCUUGGCGUCGCCUAGAGGACCAGAGAGAGUAUGAUGAUAUUGUAACCGCAAUUCGCUCUGCAAUGCCUGGUGCUGUUGUACUUGGGGAUUAUGUGAUUGAAAAUGGGGAUAGAUUCUCAAGUGAGCGGGACAGGGGAUCAGGUGAUAAUAGCAGCAGGUUUUUGAGUACUUUCUUUUGGUUUCAAAUGGUCGGCUCUGCAGGAUCUGGGUCUGAGCAGAGAGGAGGCAGAUCCAGGCCACUGUCAAGAUACCGUCGUUCAAAUGAAGCUUUCUCCAGGCGUCGCUUUCUGUGGGGUGAGAACCUUUUAGGUCUCCAGGAUGAAGAGGAUGAUGAUGAGGACAAUGAUGAUGAAGGCCGUGAAAAUGAAGCUGAGCUGAAUGUAUUGAGUGAUAUUGGGGAAGAACAUUCCUUCAACUCAAGAAGACGUCAGCGGCGGCGCCUGACUCGUUCAAGAGCUGAUCAUGAUCGACAAUGAUACUAUUUUCUUGGAGACCUCUGUGUCCAGUAAUAACGCUGACUGAUUCCCCACUUCAUGCCGAAGAUUGAGGGAUCGAAUUCAGAUCUAUAACUCCUGAAGAUGUCUAAGGUUAGGGUAUUCAUGGACCAGCACCGGGGAUCAGACCAAUCAGAGUCGCAGGUGCUUGAGUCAGAAGAUUAAGGAAGUUUGUGAAAGGGGACACAAUGUCGUUCCAUUUCUUCCGGGCAAAAUGAAGUCUCUGUAUAUUUCCAGUUUACAAAUAAGGGUUAUAUAGGUAGCUAAGCUUAUUGUAAUUUUGUGUCAUGCAAUCAGUUGAUGACAUUUGAAUUGAUGACUUAAAUGUAAUAUGGUUUUUCCUUAUUUAAUCUCAUUCUGUCAAGUCUUGGCAAACUUUAACUGUUGUAUCAGUAAAACAGUUAACCACAGAUGCCAUUUUGGAAGGACGUUAGAACUUUGAGUCUGGUGCUGCGAUAUCAGCAAGCACAACAGCUGAUGAUGUCAAUUUAACAUGUUUGUUUAGGUGUACAGAAAAGAAACAAACAAAACAAUAAUGUAUCAUGAGUCAUGAC